AAAAUCGAUAAUAAGUUCUAAUAAAGCUUUCGCAUGGAAAUAAUUGACAUAUUUUUAAAUUAUCUUUGGGUUUGAGGUUAUAACCAAGGAUUCCAAGAUGUCGGCAGAAUGACUGAAUAACGUAGAUAUCCCCUAAAAGAAUCCAUUUGCUAUAUCCGUGUUGCGAGUGUAAAUAUCCUCAGUACUUCGAAUCCAGGUAAAGAAAUUAAAAAUAUUGUUCACUAGGUUAUGAAUGUUGAUCGUAAUCAUUUACUGUGCACAUUAUGAAACAAGAACAUGAGCCAGUCUGCGUCUACUUAAUUUAAUAAACUUAUUUAUUUAUAUUAUAUUAUUUAUAUAGUUAUCUUAUACUUAUAUAUAGUUUAUAAUAAUAUGGUAGCCAGUAAUAUUUAUAUUAAUGUAUAAGACUUCUUUAUACUUAAACUUACUUAUUUAAUUGUAGUACUAUUAGACUAAACUUACACUUUAUCUUACACUUACUUAACUCACUACCUACAAGUCUACAACUACUGCUAUACUUCUAUAAAUAUCCAUGAUCAAUUUAUUGAUCAUUUUGGCUCCUAUGCAUGUCGAGGAGAUUUGCAAUGUUUCUGUGCCUGGUGUUGAUGAGGAUAUUUCACUGGUUGCAAAGGCUACUUUGUGAGGGUAUCAUGCACUGGGGGUUGGAAGGCCUGAGGCAAUAGAUGCAGAUGUGUCAAAGUCAAGUGUUUUCGCCUCAACUGUUCGGCUAAUUUUGAGUUAGCGGUGAGGCCAACGAUGUGUUCCACGGUAUAUAGGUCACAGAGGUUCCCCCUGGUCCACUUUGGUCUACAGUGCCAUACUAAAAAUAUUAAGUUAUUGUUUUUUUAUAUUUUUUGUUAAAUUGGGGAGGGGUCUGCCCUCCCCAGAGAAUUUCUAUGUUUCUUAUUUUGGUAUCAGUCCCUAGAAGAUCAUUCCAAAUGCAAUUUAAGCAGUAGUCUUCCUUUUGUAACCUAAGUUUCAACAUAAGGGUAUUUUGAUUUCAACUAAUCAAAAUACAGCACUUUUGGCGCUCAUCUUUUUUUCCACCGGUGUUGGGUCUUGGGGUAUCAGCAAGGAUGUGUUUCUUUUUUCCUUUUUUUUGAAACAUGUAAGUUGGAUUUAAUGAAAUGUAAAAUUUCAAUGUACUUCAUAUUAACCGUAUCAUUUAUGUCGCGAGUUAUGCUCAAUAAGGAACAGGAAUGUUAUAACAGACAUCGUUCAGGUCCUUCAAAUAGGUCUGUUCGCCCGAAGUCCAGUAAAGUGAUGUCAUUGCACUUAGGGUGAGAAAACUCUUGGCAAAACCCAUACCGUUAACUUAAAAUUUACCCAACUGUUCUUUUUGAAAGCUUGUUCUAGUACUUAAUACUACUACUACUGUGCACUUGAAGAUACCAUGAUGACAGAAAUUUUAAAUAUUAGGCCUACCCAAUUGCCAUAAAUGAUAAAUCAAACCUCAUUCAAAAAUUUGUAUGGGAAAUGCCAUUGGGAGUCGGUUCAGGAGAAAUGUAGUUUUUGGACGAUGGCGUAAGUACUUUGGUAAAAACAUUUAAAAUUUAAGAAAAUAUUUUAAAAAUAUUACAGUUUUAUAGACUUAUAGAGCAAAUUUCAAAUAAAAAAAAAAUGAAAUCAGAAUUAACUUUCUAACUUAGUACUUUUUGAGCUAAGAAUUUAAUUUUAAGUGCGAGUUCGUUUGGUAUUUUUCUAUGGACUAUACCUUUACAUUUGUGACCCCAUUCCGCUGAUCACGUCAUGCGCAAUAACUCUUGUUGUAAUUAAAAUUUAUAUACAAAUUUUAUUUUCAAAAUUAAUGCUGUGUUAAAAAGUAAUUUUAAUAAUGUCAUUUGUAUUAUGCAAUUAUGAAUAAAUUAUAACCUAUGUAACUAUGCACUAUUUGUAUCAUGGAAUUUAAUAUAAUAUAUUAAUAUAUGGCUUUUCUUUUUACCAAGUCUACGGUGUCCAUUAUACCGGUAUAUAUUAUAUAGUAUAUUAAAGGCUACACAUCCCCUUAUUACUAAAAUAUUGUUUAGGGACUACUUAUUUUGAACUUUCAACUUUGGCACAUGACUAAUUAAUUAAAGUUUUCCCUGACCGUUGGUUAAUAAUUAUUUGCACAUUACAAACUCUUAUGAAUGAAACUCUGAGAUAGAACUACAAUAUAGCCAUUAUGAAAGUGGCUGUGAAUGGUUGCCCAAUACAACGUUUUGCACACUGCAAUUUAUGAUAAUUUAUAAUAUGGACUUCACUGCGUUUAAAGACUCACAUUAAAAUAUUCUUGUUAAAAUGCCUUCUAAGUUCACUCUAAAAUAAAAGUUAGCAAAUAUUUUGAUGUGAAUACAGGUAAUAAUUGAAUAUUUAAAAAGUAUUGGCAUCUUCCGCCAUUAAAAAAGUGGCGUGGUCAAAAUGGGCACGGUGACCUUAUGGUAAAGCAGGUUACUUAGACUUAGAUGAGCAUAAGUAAUGGCAAACAGAUCCUAGCUCAAUGAGUGUUAAUUAUCGUAAAUUGCCAUGUGAAUGAUGUGCAAAACUUUUUCCUGCGGCAACCAUUCACAGUCACUUGCAUUACCAUACUACUAUAGUUACAGUAUUAGUCUCUUAGUUUCAUUCAUAAGACUUAAGAGAUUGCUAUGUACAACUACUAUUAUAUCAUUAUUCAGGGAACGCUUUAAUAAAUGCAUUUCUUUAUUAAAAAUUUUGUUAGAAAUAUUAAAUAUUCAUCUGCAAACUGUUUUUCUGUCCUAAUAAAAAUAACAUUACUGUGACUGUGAUGAUAUUGAGUCUUAUUGAUUUAGUUGAUGUCUUCUAAUAAAAAUAGUAUUGGCUGAUUUAUAUUAGCUAAUUUAAACAAGACAUAGACUAUUAUGUCAAUAAUUUUACAAUUAUUUUUUAUUAAGGUUUAUAAAUAUAAAUAUUUUCAAAAAUCUACAUGAUAUUGUAUUGCCUCUAUGACUAAAAGUAAAGAAACACAGUAAGUAUUAGAAUAUCACAUUGACUGAAACUUGUAAACAAUUAUUAAAAUUUAAAAUUAAAUACCGGUAUCUUAUUAAAUUUAAAAAUACUACUUUAUGUUAGGACUGUGUAGUUGAAUUACUAAUAGUAUUACUAUUAUAGUAUUAUGCCUAUAUUAAAUAUAAAAUCUAGGCAGGUUACUAUUUAUUUACAGCAGGUGGAACCAAGCUUAGAUUUCAUUUAUUAUCUUAUGGAUAUUUACAUUUUAAAAUUUACUUUAAUUUAUUCAGACAUCAUUACAGAAUAUUGAAACCCUCUGAUUGAUUGUUAUCAAGAGUGAAUUCCGUUCCUGGUGAAGAUAAAAAAGAAAUAGCAAAAUUUAUUUUUUCCGUCUGAUGAUGAGGGGUGAUGGACAUGCUGCGAUAGCAUUCAAAGGAAACUGGUAAAUUGAAUAUUUCAAAGUUAUUGCCGAUCCAAUUUAGAUGGUAAUUAGGAUUAUUUAGGUUCCAAUAUGGUGUAUUUCCUUUAAAAUAGUACUUAAAACAUUUAAAGCUUACUGAAAGGUCAAAAUAACACAGCAAGAGGAAGUGGCAUCACCUGGUUGCAUAAAAUGUCUGAGCAUCACCAUAAGAUAUACAUAUUGCAUGUGAUUAAUUACAAAAGUAAUUUAUUUUUUAGAAAAAUUACAUAAAAUUCAAAAGAAAAAAGUUCACAGCAGAAUGAAUUGUUAUAUGGUCAAAAAUAAUUUUUUGGCCGAUUUUGGACACGUGCAGAAGGGUGCGCGGAUGAGUAUCAAAGUACCUAUACUUAGUGACUUAGUCCGCUAUAGGUAUUUUGGUGAAAUUUUCUAAAUACUUCUACAAAUAUAAAUGCAAUACAGUUGAAUAUAUUAAAUUGAAUGGUUUACAAAGAAGAAAAAAAACACACACACCAGGAUGAACUUUCUAGCUCAAGUGGUUCAAAAGUUAUGAGUUUCUUUAGUGCUGACUUCACUAAAGGUACUAUUUUUACCAUUGAGUUUUCCUCCACAUUUUGUGACCCAUUUUUCAGCUCAUCAAUUUCAACCAAAUAUCUUGCAUGUUUCUUAAUAUGAAAAUGUCAUAUUUAAAGGAUUUGUUGAUGAUAUUAUAUAUAAAUGAAUGAAAGUAGAAAAUAGGCUCCGGGUUACUGGAAAUUUGUUGGAAAGAAAUUUCAAUGACGGAAAAUUGAUCGAAUACUGAUUGAUUAAAAAAGCAGUAUUUUUUUCUUACUAUAAAGUAUAGUGCAUUCAAAAAGAAAUUUGACGAAAAUUAGAUAGAGUGAACUGAAAACAAAAUAUUAGACCAAACUUUUGUUUGACCAAAUUUCCGUUCGAUCAAACUUCCAUUGAUUAAUUUUCCGUAGACGAAAUUUCUUUCAAACAAAAUUCCGGAUGCACUUCAGAAUAGCAUUUCAUAUUUAAAUAAUUAUUUUAACACUUAAGAUGUUAUUUUUUCCUAUAUAAAUUAAAUAAACUGCAAAUUUUUGGAGUGGAGUAAUCAUAACUUAUGAAAUAUUAAAGAUACAAGGCUAAAAAUUUGGUGGCUGUUGCAACUUAUUAAUUAAAAAAGCAUGCAAUUAUUUGUAUUUUUAAAAGAGAAAACAACAACAUUAUCAGUGACUCUCAUACUGAUAAAAUCAAUGAGUAAGCCCUACGCAUGAGAAAAAAAAGCUGCAUACAUUUAUCCUUAUUUUUGGUUCAUUGAGUUAAAGAAUAAUUUUGAUAUUGUUUGCAUUCAUUUGAGCCAUUUACAUUUAAUGAUGCCGAGAUCUAUAUUUUAGUUAUUGAUUGGAAAGAUGUGCUAGUAAUUAUAAUUCACCUGUUUAAUAUGGUGCCUCCAUACAUGACAUCAUGUGGGGGGGGGGGGGGGGGGGUUUAACUCUUUCAAAGCUUUUUGAGCUGUUAAUCUUCUAGGAAACUUACUCGCCGACCAGGGCCUAGAGUAACCCUAAGCAACAGUAGAAAAAGUAGCAAAGAGAUUCAUUGAAAUAAUGCUUCAAAUGACAACAAAUAAACCUUGGUUUCACUUAUAAACAAUGAAGUACAACUCUUCUAUAUAAAAGUCUUAUUUAAAAUAGCUUUUAAAAAGUUUAACCGAGAACAGCUGUCAUCAAACCAUUGCUUAAAAAGCCUGGUCUGGAUGAAAAUAAUACAAAAAACUAUAGACAUGUAUCUAACUUAUCAUUUUUAUCUAAAGUCAUUGAAAAACUAGUUCUAAAACAAUUUUUUGCUUACUUAAACGACCACUCCCUUCUCAGUCCUAAUCAGUCUGCCACGACACAGAGACAGCUCUCUUGAGAGUCAGUUAUGACCUCUUGCGCGCAAUGGACAGCGGUAAUGUCUCCAUCCUGAUCCUCUUAGAUCUCAGUGCGGCCUUUGACACUGUUCACCAUGAAACCCUUUACAAAACCCUUGAAAAUUACUUUGGAAUUUCUGGUUCGGUUUUGGCUUGGUUUAGGUCCUACCUCUCUGAGAGAACGCAGGCGUUCUCUGUCGAUGGCUGUCACUCCAGCAGUGCUAAUUUGGUGUACGGAGUGCCCCAGGGGUCCGUUUUAGGCCCGGUUCUAUUCAUAAUGUAUACCAGGCCACUGCUCCUCUUGCUCGGGAGGCAUGCCUUAGAGAGCCAGUCAUUCUCAGAUGACACGCAGCUAUACAAGCAUAUCCAUCCCUCUCUUGUCGAUUCUGUUGUCCAGACUUUGCGGGAGUGCAUUGGUGAUGUCAAAUCAUGGAUGGCACUCAGCAAGUUGAAGCUUAAUGUUUUUUUAAUGAUGACAAUCGGAAUGAAUCUUCAUUCACAAUCACAAAUCCUCCUCUACCUCAACUCUUCCCACCUCAUUGCAAGUAGGUGAUUCCGACAUACAGUUUACAUCCUCUGCUAGGCAUCUUGGUUAUAUUCUUUCUAGCAAAAUGUCUCUCGAUAAACAUAUCUCUCAUAUUUGUCGUUCUGCAUACACCGCUGUCCUUCAGAUCAGUUCCAUCCGCCACUGCUUUACAGUAAGCACAACAAAAAACCCUAGUCUGUGCUCUUGCUCUCUCUUGUCUUGACUAUUGCAACUCUCUUCUGUCAGGUUCACCAAAACACUUAGAAAAACUUUAAAAGUUUAUAAACUCAGCUGCUAGCCUAGUUCUAAAGGCAAAAAAACGCGAUCACGUCACUCCACUACUCCACUCACUUCAUUGGCACCCUAUACAGGCACGCAUUGAUUAUAAGCUGUCUGUUCCCUGUCACAGCUUUUUCUCAGAUUCCUGGCCUUCCUAUCUAACCGAACUUCUUUCUGUAAAUUCACCCCUUCAACAGCUUCGCUCCUCCACAGACACGCAUAUUCUGUCAGUUCCCAAGACUUGCACUAAAAAAUAUGGUGAACGAUCUUUCUCUUUCUGCGCCCCCAGACAAUGGAAUUCUUUACCACUACACAUUCGCCAUAUACCAACCUCCCAGGCCUUCAAAAUUGCACUCAAAACACAUUUCUUUAAACUCUACUACUCCGACUGAUUCCCCCCUCUGACAGAUAAACGAUGCUGCUGGCUGCCGUCCAUGGCUUGAUAUGUAAAAGUUCUGGGGUGAUAAUAUAUACAUUUGUUUUUGUUUUGAUGUCUUACAGCUGUUCUUAAUUACAUAAAUGUAUUUUAUUUUAAUGUCACGAUUAUGUCUCUUUUGCUAAUAUUUUUAUGUACAGUGCAGUGAGCCCAGCCCUAGGCUGGGGUACCGCACUAUAUAAAAAUACUACCGUGCUAAUAAUGAUAAUAAAUUACAGCAAUUUUUAACAUUAUUCUUUGAUACAACAAUUAUAAUUAUAUUAUUUUAAACUACGAUCACUGAGAGAAACAAUACAGGUAUGUGAGAUGCGAAAAAUGGCUUCUGAUCAAGUUCCAGGCCGCCACGGAGGAGGAGACAGUGGGUGUGGGGAUAUUGACAAUUAUGAGAAUUUAUGCUGAAAUGUGUAGUCAGGAGUCAGAGAUUUAGGACCUCCACGUUCUUGUUCAUCAGUCAUGAUAAGGACCAUCAAGUCAUCCUGUGGGGGGUGGGGGUGGGUCACGGUGAGUGCGUCUCUGGCACUGCGGGCAGGGGAUAGUUGCUGUAGUCGGUGGUCUAAGGUUGCUUUUUCGGGCUAGCCUGGGUGUCUCAGCUGUCGCUAUUCUUCUUGCUUCAUGGUAUUUAGCCCCACUCUCGACAGCGGAUCUCCACUUGGCUCUGUCCCGCGCUAUCUGCACCCAUUCAAUAGGAUUGAUGCUGAAGGCCUUUAAUGCUGCUUUCAGUCUGUCUUUGUAUUGCUUUCUUUGGCCUCCCUGGGAGCGCUUGCCCAGCGUGAGUUCACCAAAGAAUAGCUGUUUAGGGAACCGGUGGUCUUCCAUAUGUACUACAUGUCCUGCCCAACAGAGUUGAGUGUAUCAGUGUGGUGAAGAUGCUUGGUAGUUUUCUCUAGCGAGGACAUCCAUGUCAGGCAUAUUGUCUUGCCAACUGACCCGAAUCAUGUCGGAGCCAUUUGGCUGUCUUUAUCUCGACCAAAGUUGGGAUCUCCAUGUGAAAUGGAAUGGAAAAAUGUUUGACCCAGUUGGGGGGGGGGGGGGAUCUUAUUAAAUGCUCUAGGGCAGGAAUUCUUAGCCUUUUUUGCAAUAUUUUACUCUCACUAUACCGACUGCUAUCAAACCUAAAGAUGUGUCAUUAUCGAAAUAGUAUGAGGGGUCUAUCAAAAAUUGUCUUGACAACUGACCCGAAUCAUGUCGGAGCCAUUUGGCUGUCUUUAUCUCGACCAAAGUUGGGAUCUCCAUGUGAAAUGGAAUGGAAAAAUGUUUGACCCAGUUGGGGGGGGGUGAUCUUAUUAAAUGCUCUAGGGCAGGAAUUCUUAGCCUUUUUUGCAAUAUUUUACUCUCACUAUACCGACUGCUAUCAAACCUAAAGAUGUGUCAUUAUCGAAAUAGUAUGAGGUGUCUAUCAAAACAUCACUAUUUUGGCUUUCAUGAUUCUCACCUUUGACUUCAGAAGUUUGCAGCAUAAUGUUAGUUUCUAUAUGUCAGCCUGUAAAUACUAGAAUAGAUAAAAAAAAGUAGCUUUAAAAGCAUCAAGUGUUGAAUUUUAUUUCUAUUUAUAGUGCCAACAUUGACAAUGAACAACAACCCAGGAAACAACAAUGGAGGGUUAGGUGGCACCAGAGCUCGCAACAACAAUAACAAUGGAGCCAGGGGUGGGGAAAAUAACCCCUUUUUCCACUUCCAGAACCGCCUGUUUCAUGCUUUAUUUUAUCGCAUCACCAUUACUUACGCCCGGGCAUUUCCAAGACCCAUUCGUAGAGUUUUGGAGUUUGCUCUUCUGCUUAAGGUAAAAGCUUUUUUAUAUAAUUUUUUUGUUUGAUUAAUAAUUACUUUAUGAUUAAAGGGAUUAAAAUUAGCCCCUUGUUUUUUGUUGUUGUUUUGAUGGGGGGGAUGUGAACUGUUUACCUCAACCCAACUGCUGGCAUUUAUUCUAUUAUCAUUUUGAAUCUCCACAACUGCUGGCCAAGAAAACUGUCAUUAAUAUCCCUGGUUUUUAUACAAACAUUUUUGUUCACAAACGGUAAGCUUUCUAAUCAUUCAUUGUAGCAGUAUCUUUGCACUUGGACUGAUGAAAUGUAUUGAGUGAUAUCCAUUCACUUCGUAAAAAAUUUGUUUCAUAAUACCACCAUUAAAAAAAAUAUAAGGGAGAUAUAAUAUUAUUGUAUUAUUUUAUUUCAGGCACUAUUUGUUCUUGGAAUACUUGUGUAUAUUCACGCUGUGUUUGCAAAAGCGCCCAUGAACUGCUUAGAACAUGUCCAGGAUCUUUGGCCAAGGGAUGGAAUCCUUCGUGUAGAAAUAGUCCGCAAUGCACCUGAAAAUUAUUCCAUUAUUCACUCAUAUAGAAAAGAAUAUUCUGAUAUUCAAUUAUUCUUACAGUCAUCCUUGGCUGAUGAAUUUGGACUUGAAGAUUCAAACUUUGAUAGUGAAUAUGAAGAUGAUAGUGAAAUGAACACAACUGAUUUAAGCAGUUCAGAGAGCAGUACAGCUUUGAAUAACUCAGAAGCUGACAACUCUUCCAAUGUGAAUACCAAUACAAGCAAAGAAUUAAACUUAUCAGGAUAUCUAGAUGUGAAUAGUAGUGAAGCCUUCCCUGAUGCAGUUGGUGGAUCUGAAGAGAGUCCCAAAGUUAAGGCAUCAGAUAUUCAGGUAGUUCCAGAACAAGAAAAAGAGGAGGAGCCACCCCAUUCUGACAUGACACAUUUAGAAAAAGGCGUUGAUGCAGCAGAUAAUAGCCCCAAUGAAGAAGUGAUAGUGGAAGAAAUGAAAACGAGUGUUUGGAGCACUUUAUUCAGGUAUAGGAUGGCUCUUGUUAUUUUUUCAUGAAUUAUAGUUAUAGCUGCAAUUAGAGCACUUUAUUCAGGUAUAGGAUAGCUCUUGUUAUUUUUUCAUGAAUUAUAGUUAUAGCUGCAAUUAGAGCACUUUAUUCAGGUAUAGGAUAGCUCUUGAUUUUUUUGUCAUGAAUUAUAGUUAUAGCUGCAAUUAGAGCACUUUAUUCAGGUAUAGGAUAGCUCUUGAUUUUUUUGUCAUGAAUUAUAGUUAUAGCUGCAAUUAGAGCACUUUAUUCAGGUAUAGGAUAGCUCUUGAUUUUUUUGUCAUGAAUUAUAGUUAUAGCUGCAAUUAGAGCACUUUAUUCAGGUAUAGGAUAGCUCUUCAUAGCAAUUAUGUAAAAAAUAAUAAUUCAGUUUUAGUAUUUGUUCCUGCUAUUUACAGGUUCGACACCUUAUGAUUUCUUUAUUAUUUUGAUUUACAAGAUCUCAUAAGUAUAUCCCCCAAAAAUAACUUUGAGGGAAUUUUUGUCUGUUAUCUUUAUCAUCUUCCAUGUUUUGCAACAUGGAUGUAAAAUAUGAUAUAUUUGUUCACUAUGGAGUUAGGAGGAUCACUCAUCCAUGUCCAAGGGUCAUAGGUUUCGGAAGCCGUGGUUUCUAAUGUUGCUUCAUUGGCCACAACAGCACUUACUUACUGAAACACCAAUAAUACCAGAACAGUAGCUCUAAAAUAUUCAAUUAAUAUGCAACAUUAAACUUGUAAGGAGGAUUCAUUAAAGUGCUCAUUUUCAAGGCACUAUACUUAUUUACAUAAUAAAUUAAUAAAUGAUUAAUUAGCAGCCCAUUUGCUUAUUGCCUCAACCCUAAUUUAAAGGAUAAUAUUCUUGCAAAAUAUCAGAACCAACCAUAAUAAUUAUCAUUUGCAUAACCUGGUGGCCUGAAGCAUUUUUUCAAGAACCAUUCCUCUUAAUGUCAGCUGUGUAAUUUGAUACAUGAGAUUCAAGGUUUCUUGCCAUUUUGAAUGAAAGUCUCUGCAAAUAAUACAAAAAACAAUAAGUGCCUAUUUUUGAAUUUUGUGGCCAAGUUAAGUUAUUGUUUAUCAGGUUUUGAUUUAUUGCAGACCUUAUGACUGCUGGGUACUAUCACGGGCAGGCUGUCAUGUUGGCUUUGGUGCUCUAUUUGAUGUAUUUUAUUUUCUAAAAACAGUUUAAAAUUCUGGGGUAUCGAUGAUGAUGAUGUCCCAGAAGAAGUCAACUUGGAAGAUGAAGAUAUUCCAAGUAAUUUUGGCAUUCCAUUCAUUCGGAACAAAACUCGAAGCAACAUCUCUAAACCUGGAGUUAUAUACUUGGAGACCCCAUUGGCAGAAGGCUUGACCGAGUUUGAAAUGCUAGCAAGAGCAGGUAAGCCUUUUACCAUUUUGAGCUUUACAAGCAGCAUUUACUCUAUGGAUGUGUGCUCAGGAAUAAAAUGCUGACAUGACAUUUUAAAAAUAAAACUUAAAAUGACAUCACUAAAUCUUAAUUUUUAAUUUAAAAUCAAGAACAGGGGAAAUCGACAGACUUAUUAUAUGGAGUAUCUAUAGUUUACCCCUUUAAAAUUAAGUUUCUCAAAAAUUAUGUCAUGAAAUAUUUAUUAUAAAGUGGUAUUUCUGUUAUGAUUUCUGUUCUGAUGUCAUAAUGACCUUUUUGACAGUUUGGCCUGAGGAAAAGUAUAUCGUAGAGUACUCCUUAGAAUAUGGCUUAUUGAGGCUUUUACCCAAGACACGUAAAAAACUUAACAUCACUGUUAUGUUGGUCACAUUGGGUAUGUAUAUGGUAUAUGUUACUAUAUUUAAUAUUUAUCAUGUGUUUAGCAUUGAGCUUUAAAUCACUAAAUAUGGCACUUGACUUUCGCAAAGUGUGAACUAAUUUUUGUCCUGUGACCACGAAGAUCCUUUUUGUCCAUGAUAAUUUCUUCAAUGGUUGUUGAGCUCAACUUUCUUUUAUUGUUAAUUAACUUGCUUAAAAUGUAAAUUUUCUCUUAUGUCACAUUUCUUUUUUCGUGAACAUUGUGCAGUAUUAUAUCAUUGCAGUGGGAAAUGAUUUCUUUUAAUAUUGCAGACCCUGAAAAAGAAACCUGUUUUGGAGAUAGCUUCAGUCGGUUUUUGCUAGAUGAAUUUCUUGGCUAUGAUGAUAUCUUAAUGUCCAGCAUAAAAAAACUGGCGGAAAAAGAAAAUAAUAAAGGUACGGUACCUCUGUUUUAACAAUAAUUGUCUAGAGGAAGUUUGUUCCCUUAUAUGUAAUGGUUUACUGAUGAUCCAUCUAGAGUGUCACUAAUGAACACACUACUCAAUGUAAGCUACAGUACCACUAAUGAACACACUACUCAAUGUAAGCUACAGUACCACUAAUGAACACACUACUCAAUGUAAGCUACAGUACCACUUAUCCUGGAUUUUAGGCAGCUCAAAUUAUGGGCCCACUUGAGAUGCAUUUUCAAUCAACAAUUUUUACUAAUACACAACUGCUAACAGGUCAACAGGACUAGCCUUUAGAGUGUGCAACCUGUGUCCUCGCACAGGGCGCCAUGGCCAAAGGGGCGCCCAGCAAAUAUUUAAAUUCCAUAAGUUUAUUAUAGUGAAGUUCGGGUACAGGGUCAAGAAACGAUAUUCUAACUUUGCGUACACGGCAUGUGCUUAGGGCGCCAUCAGUGAUCUUCCCAAAAUAGGAAAAAAUAUUGCAUGUGAGCGCCAUGGAAGAAAAAUAGAAAGUGCAAUAAGAAACGAUAUUCUGAUACACGUUAACAAAAACAAUUUUAUUGUUCAUCGUUGGAUUGAAAAAAACCACCAUAGGUAAUAAACUCAUGACAGAAUAACUAGUUUUUCCUUUAAUGAUUCUACUAAAUUAGGGGCACCAAAGUUCAGCUUGCACAGGGCGCCAGCAACCGUCUGGCCGGCCCUGAGGUCAAUAACUGUAGGUUUUAUCUAGUCUCCUUACAUUGGUGAAUGUUGAUCAUGUUUGAAAUAUUUGUUUAAUUAGGUUACCUGCGCAAUGUGGUGACAGGAGAACAUUUUCGUUUCAUCAGUAUGUGGAUGGCUCGAACUUCUUACCUUGCCGCUGCUUUUAUCAUGCUUAUUUUUGUAAGUUUUUUAAACAGUAGUUACAGUCUGCGUGAUAAAAGUUCUUAAGUUACAUGUUACAUUGGUUAUUUAUGAUCAGAUAAAGUAUGACCUGCUGAAAAUAUGUCUAUGAACUGUUGUUGCUAGAUUGCAUCACACAUUGUCUUUAGUUGAUGGAAGGAAGAGAUGUCUGUGUGUCAUUUUUGCCUUUAGGAAAAACAGUUGGUCUAAUGUUUGUAUCCAUUUAUCUCAUCAGACAGUAUCAGUUUCAACUCUGCUUCGAUAUUCCCACCACCAGAUUUUCAUGUUCAUCAGUAAGUAUAUCAUAAUAAGUUCAUGGCAUGGGGUAAGAAACCAUCGGCAUAUGUUCCAGACAUCAGGCACAUGACUUUAAUACUCAACCACUUUGCAGACUUGUUGGGUAACUUUAAGCAAAUUCUUUUUAACAAAGAAAACCGAUUGUGAUGCACUGGUUAAUGCCUUGUUCCAGUAUAGCUACUAAGGAGGGUUUAGGUGGCCACAGUUCCAGUAUAGCUACUGAGGAGGGUUUAGAUGGCCACAGUUCCAGUAUAGCUACUGAGGAGGGUUUAGAUGGCCACAGUUCCAGUAUAGCUACUGAGGAGGGUUUAGGUGGCCACAGUUCCAGUAUAGCUACUGAGGACGGUUUGGGUGGCACACAGAAUACUCAACAAAGUAGCAUAACUUUCCAUCAGACAUGAACAGAAUGCAUGAAGUUUGAGUUGCUAUUCAGAUGUCAGUGUCACCAUCUUGUUGAGUUUGUAAUGGGAAGUUUGAGUUGUUACUGAAAUGUCAGUGUUAUUAUUUUGUUGAAUUUGUAGUGUGACACUUAAGUUGCUACUGAGAUGACAGUGUUUUUAUUUGGUUGAGUUUGUAGGCCCUGUGGUUACUACUAAUAUUAGUAUAUUAUAAUUAAAUAUCUGGCAUGAGUUAGGUUAAUUACUUUUACAUUGGGUAAACAAAGACUAAUGGUGAGCCUGCUGAUUUGAAAAGGUAUGUAACAUUUGAAUGGACAUGUCUUGUAAUUUCCCCCCAGUUCAAAAGAACCAUUUUUGCCUGAUUCCCAACUGAAGGCGUCAUUGUUGUUGUAAGAAAUCCAUGACAUUGCUCAUUAGUUUUUAAUGAAAGCUUACACAUUUCUCCCAUAGAUAACUGAAGGGUAAAUAGUUGAACAAUCAAUUUAAUGUUACUUAAAAUAGGUUUCAACCACUCUUCUUACUUACAGCAAUCAUUUUGCUGAGAAUCAAAGUUCAGUACUGUGCGAGAAAUACAUGUUCAAUAAAUAUCAUUUGCAUCUGGCUGCUUCAUUAUCAUGAGAUGUCAUUGUUUUGCAUUGAACUAUCACUUUCCAUUCGAGCACUAUAACCGUUUAAAACACAAACAACAGAUAUGGAAAGGGAAAGCAGUAGUAAUUUCGUGUUGAUGCUUUCAGUUCCCGUUAUUCUCCUUUGGCAUUAAUGUUCCUCUCCUCAGUGGACUUGUUGCAGAUGUUUGAUAUGAAUAUUGCCAUAGCCUUCCCAGCAGCUCCACUCCUCACCGUCAUCUUAGCACUUGUUGGUGAGUAGAAAUUAACACUCGCCCAGCACAUGCUUCUAGUUUUAAUGAGAAAAAGCCUUGUCCCUAAUUCAUGUAGAUUUGUAGAAAUUAACACUCACCCUGCACAUGCUUCUAGUUUUAAUGAGAAAAAGCCUUGUCCCUAAUUCAUGUAGACAUGUAGCCUAUAUUUAAUGUUGUGAUCUUUUAAACUAAAUUAAUUCCUUGGAGCACAUAGUUAUUUAGACAUGGCUGUACUUCUUGUACUUUUUUAAUUGUGUCUCGGGUCUUUAAACCCUAAUGACACUCGGCCCUUGUUUAUUAUUUUUCUCUUGUAAGUUUAAAAAAAUAAAAGGCAGAAACAAUGUUUGAGAUUGGUGCAAUUUUUUAUGUCCUUAAAUUAGAUGUUAGUUGAGCAGGUCCAUUUAUCAGGCACGUAGUUGCAAAUAGAACUUAGUUAUAGAAAAAUAAAUGCAUUCACCUUAAUUAGAGAAGAGCUUCCUCAUUAAAUAAUUGCUUUACUUAAAUCCUAGCUAUUAUAUUUUUUUAUUCAUAAAAGUUAACCAUUAUUAUGGAGUUAACUUCAGCUGAAAGAUUUUACACGCAAUCAACAUCAAGGCACAUUUGAUACAUUAUGUUAAUCAUGGUUUUAUUCUCCAUCAGGUAUGGAAGCAAUCAUGUCGGAGUUUUUUAAUGACACCACUACAGCCUUUUAUAUCAUCCUGAUAGUCUGGAUAGCUGACCAGUACGAUGCUAUUUGCUGUCAUACUAAUAUUAGCAAGAGAAUUUGGUUGAGGUCAGUUGGAAUUAGAUUUCUGAUUGUGACCUUUGAAAGUCAGUAUAAAACCUGUUAGCACAACAAGCAGAUCAUUUUGUGUUUCAAUAAAUGCUAUUUUACAACUUCAAUUUUUAUCCUUUAGGUUUUUCUACUUGUACCACUUUGCUUUCUAUGCCUACCAUUACCGGUUUAACGGACAGUACAGCUCAUUGGCUCUAUUCACAUCUUGGCUGUUCAUACAGGUUGGUCCAUUUUUAAAUGGUCAGGUGCUCAACAAUAAUACUCAACCCUUAAGCAUUUUUAUUUUAUUUUGAUUUGCCUAAAUUCUCAGAUGUAACACUAUUUGAUGAUUCAACAAUUCUUCCUUUUAUUGACUAUCCUAAAAUCUGUUUUUAACUUUUUUUCAGCAUUCAAUGAUCUAUUUCUUCCACCAUUAUGAGCUGCCAGCCAUCCUGCAACAGGUUCGUAUUCAGGAGCUGUUGACUGCUCCGGUACAACCUGAGCCUGAUGGGGAGGAUAGCCCACAGCCAAACAACAAUCGGGAUGAUGAAGGCUCACCUGUUGACCCAAGAGAUAAUCCUCAAGCUGGAGCACAGUCCAGCAAUGGUCCCAGUACAGCACCCGUCAAUACAAAUGAGGCUGAAUCUGCUGCCUCUGGUGGAAGUGAAAGACCCAGUGAUCAAAGUAACAACAGAGGAAGUCCUCCGGAAGAAACCGCUAAUGCUGCCAAUUUGAGAUCAGAUGAUUUCCAGUUGAACCAAAGGGAGGACCAAGCUGGCCUGACAGAUCUUUUUAAUAGUCUUAUGCGGUCUUCGUUUGUGGAAAUGCAAUCUCAAUUGGAUACUCAUCCAACAACAUCCACCAGUACAAAUGAGGCUGAAUCCGACACUGUUGAAAAUGGAAGUGCCCCAGAACCUAUCCCAGAUCAAACACAUUUGAGAUUAGAGAAUUUCCAGUUUAACCCAAGGGAGGGCCAAGCUGGCCUUUCAGAUCUUUUUAAUAGUCUUAUAAGGUCUCGGUUUGUGCAGGCUUAUUACGAACCUUGGGAAACACCAAACCCUGGCGGUGUACAAGUAGGUCAUUCAGCCCCUGGUCACCCCAUAGAGGCCGCCAACUAUGAAAUUGAGCGUGUGACUGUUUACACACAUAGAAACAUCUUCAGGCUUUUUCGACGCCUCCGGAACAACCACAGGAGAUCAUCAGAUGAGGAGAUUAUCAACAACCAUCCCACACCAAAUGGUACUGCGUCUAAUAUUAAUUUAAAUAAUAUUUCCACCGGUGCUUCAGAAUCUGCCAGGGUGGAACCAUUCAUAAACAGUUCAGAAAGUCCUUGUGAAAAUGAGUCGCACCAUAAUUUAUCUAGUAGUAGUCUCCCCAACCAAAGCAGUCAGGAUGCGGUAGUAUCAAAAUCUGAUCAGGAAUUAGAGUCCAGUCAGCACUUACAUUUACAAUGUGCAUCAUCUGCAGAAAAAUUUCUAAAGGCUUCACAUUCUGAAAAUAUUGAUAGCUCCAAUGAAUGUGAAGUCUUUCAAUUAACUGAUUCCUCCAAAAUAUUUCCAGACCAUAUUCCUGCACAACACCUUGAUGGCGCAGAUAAGUAUUUUGCUGGCUUGUCACCCUCUACAAGCAGCCCUGAUUUAAGUGAAAAAGUUGAGGCGAGAGGAUGUAAAGCUUUUCAAGAAAAUAUUGGGCUUUUAGUGACACAAGACUUGUACAGUCAUUCCUCGGAUCACUUUCAAUCAAACUCAGUUGAAACUGCGAACUUGUACAAUACCACACUCACUUCAACAAAGGACUCCACGCAAGUGCCUUUUUUCACAUCAAGCUUAAGUGGUCCGUCACUGAUUGACAAAGCUAGAAGCUUGGAUUCAGAACAGUGGUCAAAGACUCAAAACUGUAAUUUGUCUCUGGCAAGUGAUGUGAAUAAUUCUUUGGAAGAUAGCAGUGAUGGCACCGCUGUUUAGUGCUGGUUCUAUGACAACUCUUUUUUUGAGUACCGGUAAUUCAUUUAUACAUCAAAUCUUCAGAAAAUGUAAUUUUUGGUUUUCUUUUUUUGAAAAAUUCCAUAUUGGAUUGCAGUUUGUUUCUGAUGGGAUGUCAUAACGCUAAUAUGGCAAGUAAAAAUAGUUGUCAUAGCUAUAAUAUGGCAAGUAAAAAUAGAGCAACUCAUAUCUUCUACCAAAAGAACAACUCAAAGAACAUUAUUAACAAAUAAUGCAUUAAAAUAAAGCAGUCUGACACUUUGUGAGGAAAGUAAGUGUCUUUCAAUUAUUUGAUUGUACGUAUAUUUCUUCGAGGAAGGUGGCUGGCUCUGUGAUUCCCGACGCAUGAGCUUCUCAAAGGCUCUGCAAUUGUUCUUGUAAACCCCUAAGCACAAUCAAGACAUGGGGUAGACCUGAGGGGGCCGUAGAAAUGUAUUCUAAAAAGGGCUCAGCGAGUCAAAAAGAUUGGGAAACACCACAUGAUACUCAACUUCAUGGGUCAAUAUUUUAAAACUUGACUUUUUAAUUAGAUCUUUAUAAAAAGUAAACAAGCAGAUUAAAAUUUUAAAUUUUUGUUGAACAAAACAAAGUCAGUUAUAUUUUUAAAAAAAAUGUACAAGGCAAAGAAGAGACUCAUGAAAUCAAGAUUUUAAAAAAAUCCCACAAAGUUUACAUAAAAAAAGCCAUGCAGAACUAGACAGCACAAUAAAACAAGCACUAAUAAAUUUAACCUCUUAAAAGAAAUAAAAAAGAAUAAUUAUCAUAAAAUCCAAUCAGCUUUAUGCCGUAGUCUUCUUGUCGAUGUAUCAAGCAUUAUGGAAACAAAGCUACCAAUUAUACUUCUUUUUUAAGUAAAUUUUUACACUUUUUUUAAAUUGUAAAUGCCAUGCAGAUUCAAUUUAAUAAAUUUAAGAGAACUUAGGUACUGGUUUGUGCCUAUUUAAUUUUUAAGUUCAAUUAAAAGCCAUUAUGAAUCAUUUGAUGAGACAUUGAGGCAAUCCAUCUUUUUGUUCCAUCAGUCUACUUUGAUAAUCAUGUGGCAAAUGUCGCUGUCACCAGCUAGCCAGGUUGAGGCUUAAAUAUGAAUAGCAUGUGUCCCUUACACUAACAGCCACAGAAUAGUGGGAUUAGAGGUCAGGCAUUGAUCAGUUACAGGUGUUGACCCCUGACUGAGGGAAAGUACAGGGAAUAUUGCCAGAAAGUAUAGCAACAUGUACAAAUAAUUAGGAGUAACUGCUUUCUUAAAAUUGGAUAAUUUGCUUUAGAUGCUUGCCAUUAAGUACAGCUGUAUCAUUUGAAUAAUCAUGAUGCCCAGGGGUCAGAAGCGCAGCUUAGAGGUGGCGACAGAAGUCGUGAGACUAGUGGGGGCGCCAAUAUGGGCUUUGAUGGUAUUUUAUUGAUGAAAACAAAUGGGUUUCAGAGUUUGUGGGGGCAGAAGAAGGCAACGUAAGUCAUUGGUCGUGAGACAAGCGGGGGCACCAUAAUCGACUUUGAUAAUUUAUUACUAAUGAAAAUAAUUGGGUUUCAGAGUUGGGGGGAAGAUGGCCCUGGGCGCGAGACUAGCUGGGGCAACAGAUUGGGCUUUGAUGGUAUUUUAUUGAUGAAAAUAAUUGGACUUCAGGGUUGGGGUAGAUGUCUCUUGUUACAAGACUAUCG
Lymnaea stagnalis (great pond snail) is the source of this 18325-nucleotide messenger RNA. The record is from the annotation of a GenBank genome assembly. NCBI's taxonomy places the organism in Eukaryota, Metazoa, Mollusca, Gastropoda, Lymnaeidae.